GUGUCGCGGUACUGCAACCUCAGCUUCAACUACAACAACAGCUAAGUGGCCGAUUCCGGGACCUGGGGGUGGAGGUUGGGGCGGGCGCCAGGCGCGGACAGCACAGUCGUACCCGCCAUCUCUUUCCAGCCACCGCUGCUGCAGUCACCCCUCCCGGACGGCAGAAGAAAGCACUGUCGAGAGGCACACACUGUCCUUGUGCCCACAGUGAAGAGUUAGAGCGUUUCUGCCAAGCUCUGGUGAGAUCUUUGAUCUAGGAGAAGGGAGGACCCCUUUCUGAGAUCGCAGAAAAAAAAAAUUCUUAUUGGAUAGUAUUAACUUUUUGUCCGCUUAAUCAAGCAAGGGGCAAUUCUGUCUAAGUCCUCCUAAGCCCUGAACCAUGUCUCCUCCGACCAUGCCUCCCACGGGAGUAGAUGGCGUGUCCGCAUACCUGAUGAAGAAAAGGCACACCCACAGGAAGCAGCGGCGCAAGCCCACUUUCCUCACUCGUAGGAACAUCGUGGGCUGCCGCAUUCAACACGGCUGGAAAGAAGGCAAUGAGCCAGUGGAGCAGUGGAAAGGCACUGUGCUCGAGCAGGUUUCUGUGAAGCCCACACUUUACAUCAUUAAAUAUGAUGGCAAAGAUAGUGUGUAUGGACUAGAACUGCACCGAGAUAAAAGAGUUCUAGCGCUAGAGAUUCUUCCUGAGAGAGUACCAACUCCUCGAAUUGAUUCUCGCCUGGCAGAUUCCUUGAUUGGGAAGGCAGUGGGGCAUGUGUUUGAAGGCGAGCACGGUAGGAAAGAUGAAUGGAAGGGUAUGGUGCUGGCACGAGCCCCAGUGAUGGAUACUUGGUUUUAUAUAACGUAUGAGAAAGAUCCAGUCCUCUAUAUGUACACCCUGCUGGAUGACUACAGAGAUGGUGACCUGCGCAUCAUUCCAGAUUCCAACUACUAUUUCCCUAUGGCAGAACGGGAGCCUGGAGAGGUGGUCGACAGCCUGGUGGGCAAGCAGGUGGAGCAUGCCAAAGAUGACGGGUCCAAGAGAACUGGCAUUUUCAUCCAUCAAGUGGUGGCCAAGCCCUCUGUCUACUUCAUUAAGUUUGAUGAUGAUAUUCACAUUUAUGUCUAUGGUUUGGUGAAAACCCCGUAAGUUCAUUGUGCUCUUUGUAAUAGUUGGGGAACUAUUACUUAAAAUAUUUUGUAUUUUCAUAAUUGUGAACUUUGAGAACAGUUUUGGCAUCAGAAAUUCAGGAAAGUAAGUAAAUCUUAUUGUGCCUCCAACUCUUACAUUGACUAAUUCCACAGUUUUGCCCCAAGUAUACUGUGGUAAUUUUGAUAUUGCUUUGUUCUUUAAUGGAACUUAUAAAUUGGGUGCUAGUAGAAU
Urocitellus parryii (Arctic ground squirrel) is the source of this 1363-nucleotide messenger RNA. It is a transcript of the gene Spin4, whose product is annotated as spindlin family member 4. Lineage: Eukaryota; Metazoa; Chordata; Mammalia; Rodentia; Sciuridae. Gene Ontology annotation, biological process: gamete generation. The record is from RefSeq and is a predicted model, not a curated record.